Molecule: messenger RNA, 2053 nt
Organism: Pelodiscus sinensis (Chinese soft-shelled turtle)
Lineage: Eukaryota; Metazoa; Chordata; Testudines; Trionychidae
Source: RefSeq, a predicted model, not a curated record
ACGUGUUAAACGGGCACGUGUUAAAUGAGGAAUUACUGCAUAGUCUAUGUGUGCAUCCUAGCAAAUAUUCUUUGUCUCCAAGCUGUAGUUCUGUUUGUUGUGUUGCUUGUUAUUUAGAUCUGAAAGGCACUUCAAAUGUGCUAGCACUUAUGCAUCUAGUUGUUCCACAUCUCUUAGGUUUGGUUGGGAUGUUCCUGUGAUCCUGAGAAAUUCAGAAGAAACAGAAUCCAGUGUAAGAGUAUCCAAAAAGCAUAUGAGACAAGUGAAGAAUCCUUUUGGCUUAGAAAUUCCUCAUCCUGCUGCAGUUUCCAUAACAAAGGGUAUAACACUGACAGCUGAUUGCCUGGAAGACUGUAUCCUUACCUGUUACUGGGGGUGUAGUGUUCAAAAACUACACGAAGCUCUGCAGAAACACGUCUAUUGCUUCAGAAUAAAGACUCCGCAGGCACUAGAAGAUGCACUCUACAGUGAAUACAUCUAUCGACAGCAGUAUUUCAUUACAAAAACUGACAAGGAAGAAAAAUACUGUCAGUUGCCAGAAGAUGCUCAAAUUGCAGACUUUGGCCCAGUGCCUAGAUCUCGUUACCCGCUGGUAGCUUUGUUGACUUUAGCUGAGGAAGAAGACAGAGAGAUAUACGACAUUAUUUCAAUGGUGUCCGUAAUCCAUAUUCCAGAUGAAAGUUACAGACUUUCCUGCAGAAUAUUAUAUCAGUAUCUACUUUUGGCCCAAGGUCAAUUUCAUGACCUUAAGCAACUCUUCAUGUCUGCAAGCAACAGUGCCCCGCCCUCGAGCACUGCAUCUGGAGAGAGUAGCACUGACAAAAGCUUGCUGGAGAAGGUUGGGCUGGCCGAUGCUGAAUCAGAAUUACUUGAGGAAAACAGUAAAGACUGUGUCGUCUGCCAGAAUGGAACAGUGAACUGGGUCCUCCUGCCCUGCAGGCAUGCGUGUCUGUGCGAUGGGUGUGUGAAGUACUUUCAGCAGUGCCCAAUGUGUAGGCAGUUUGUUCAAGAAUCUUUUCCCCUGUGCAGUAAAAAGGAGCAAGAUGAACCCCCACAAGUUUUCCAGGGUGCUCCCCUCGGAGCAGACUUUUAGUGGAAAACCAAGAAGAAUCAGGUUAUACUCUCAAGUGGGCGAUGUAGAACCUAAAGCAUUUUCUCUCCACGGGAAGAUCUUCAAUGUAACUUUGUUAGUUGCAUUUUUUCAUGUCAAUGCGGCAUAUGAUUACUAAAACACUGCAUAUACCCUGGUGAUAUGGACAGAAGAAGUGUGUAGGAUAUGUACAAAGGGAGUUUUUUGAUAACCGCUUACUGGAUGUUCAUGAAGUAUUAGAGAUUGUGUUCACAUGUAGAUUUAGGUGCGCUGAACGUUAGAAAAGAAAAAAGGCUUUCUUACAACUGAAAUGAAAAAUACUUCUAUAUAAUAGAUAAAGAGGUUUCUAAAUGUAACGUCAGAAGAAAGUAUCAUUUUAAUACCAUAUAAUUUAGAUAAUUUAGCACUUUACAGAAUGAAAAAUGAAGGAAACAAAAUAUUUAAGAAUCUGUACUUAGAUUGGGUAUAAAUCUGUAUGUAUUCAUUUUGCAUUUGAGGGGCUUGGCCAUGGGAAAUGCUGAGCUGCUCAAAUCCAGUUGAAGUUACUGGGAGUUAAAGAUAUUCAGGACAUUAGUGUGUCUGCACCUCUUAUAUUUUGUUGUUAGUGCUUUGAAAGAGAUGUUCUGUUGCACAGGGUCUAAUCCAAAGCCCCUUGAAGUGACUGGAAAUAUUCCCAUUGAUUUCAGUGAGUUUUAAUUCAGGCCCCUACUAAGUAUCAAGCAGGUAGAAUGCCUAAGUAUGCCCCCUGUGUGUAGACUGCCACUUUGCACUCAUAGGGCUUUAAGUGUUGCUAGUGGGAAAGGAGAAGAAACUAAUUAUUUUGUAGUUGAUGUUAGCAGCAUGUCAUGUUCAUAACGCGGAGAGCCUAGUCUGUGAAGUUACCAUCUCUCCCAUACUUGUUGUUGAAGAAAAGGAGCUAGAAAACAGUCGUCUUUUGUCAUCAAAAUAAAUACAUAAAAAUGA